Messenger RNA from Pomacea canaliculata, 2111 nucleotides. RefSeq lists its product as uncharacterized. The coding region runs from base 132 to 1400 and encodes 422 amino acids. The record is from RefSeq and is a predicted model, not a curated record. The transcript is spliced from 11 exons. NCBI's taxonomy places the organism in Eukaryota, Metazoa, Mollusca, Gastropoda, Architaenioglossa, Ampullariidae.
GACGUCUAGUGUUGGUUGACUUGAGCGGGAAACACGAAUUUCCUCAUACUAACCAUAGACGGCGAUAUAAGUUCGUUCACUAACUGGGCAGAUUACUGACAAUACUACGCGACAGCGAGGAUAAAGCAGUAAUGGAUCAGAAGGAAAUUAUCGCCGUUCUGGAGACUUCCAAAAAGCUGUUAUCAGAGAUGUCAGAGAAGAAGUUUGAGGUCUGCAAUGUCUCAGUUGAUGCUGAACAAACGUCAUUCAUGCUUAGAGAACUUCAGAAGAAAACAACAGAGCUUAAGGACAACUUCUGCGAAAUACUGACUAAGAACCACCUGAUGCAGUGCCUAUCUGCACACAGGACGCAGUGGCCUAUGCUAGUGUCAGAUGCAGACACAGAACUGCAAAAGGCAAAAGAUAUUUUGCGAGAUGCUAAACAAGAAGCAGAGAAACAAAGGGAGGGGAUAAUGCAGUUAAAUGCAAUUGUUGUACAAGGUCUCAGUGUGUAUGAGCAGCAGAAGAAAUUGCUGAGAGAGAAAAUACACAUUCUGGAAGGACUGGUUGAAGAUAUGCAGAAAGUGAAGAGAGAGAUCUGCGAGGACAGCAGGAAGAGGGCAGUUUGCGAGGAGCUGGAGGAGAAAGUCAGACAUACACAAAACCUGCAGCUUCAAUGUCAGAUGAAGUUGCUGGAUGCAGAGCAGGCUGUUGAGCAGCUACAAAUGAAGAUUGCCAACAAGAAAAGGAAUUUACUUCUCUUGGAUCAGAUGUGGGAUAAUGAGGAGGAGAAAAGAGACAGAGAGCACAUAGAGAAGUUGCAAAAGUGUGAUGCCACAAUACAAGAGUUAGGUAGAGUAGAGUGUCAGGUUGUUGGUCCAGAAAAAAUUGUGCUAAAAUUCUCCCCAUGUCCAUCACAAGAUCUCAAAAUGACUCAGGGGAUUGAUGAAGACUUUGAGAAGAACAUGGUUCCUAUGUUGACCAUCACUUUGACAUUUAAAACAGAUGCCUUAGGAUGUGUUUACAUUGCCGAUGUCAAGAGUGACAUGGAAAGUCUUGACAUUGGUGAUCUGUGGCAAGAGAAGAAACUAGGAUGGGACGAUCUGUCUAGUCUGGUGCUGGCAAUCAAGACUCGUUGGUUUUCCCAUAUUCCACUCCUUUCUGAAGUCCACAGACUCCGUAAUAGAUUUGCAGUGGACUGGAUUCAGAAGGAAAAUAUUCUGCGUGUCAUCAUGGGAAAAGGAGGCAACGUUGUUUGCUCCCUUGCAAUUCCUCCUUCAUAUCCAAAGCAAGGAGAGGUUACUCUUGCUAACAUCAUUGGUGCACCAGAUUUUGAGGAACCUAGCAGUCUGAAGCCACCUGCCAGCUGUGGUCUUGAAGACUGGGUGCUGCACUUGGAGAAGAUAUUUGGAAAACCAUAAUGCAUAACAAGAAGGGUUCAGCCAGAAUAUAGAUUACCAUAUAGACAGUGGCCACCUCUGCAGACUGUCAGAUAUUACAAUAUAAAGGAUGUUGGACUUGCAGAAGUUUGGUAAAUCAUAAUGCGUAACAGGGAGGUUGCAGCCAAAAUGUAGAUUACCAUAUGAUGACAAAGUGUCAGAUAUAAAGGGGAAGGCAAGUGAAUCAGCACCUGAGAACUAUAUCAGUUACAUCAGAUGGUUUGCCACUUUGAAGAUGUGCAGCCUAACUUCUGGAGUGAAUUAGGAUUCUGGAAUGUUCUCGUUUGGUUCAAAGACUCAUAUUGUAGUGAGUAACCUACUGUCCUGUUGCUCAGUAUGUGUAAUGAAUACCAGGAACUUGACUUUUGACACCUUCACUGACACACCACCCAGGGAGUGAAGAGUACCCAGGCUUUGUGUAAUGAUGGGGGUGGAGGGGCAGGUGUGGACUAGCGGGUGCUAGUGACCGAAGGCUGUCAACCCCAAACAUCCUUUACUCAGUUUCAGUCUCUCCGCAAGAUAAAUCAUCAUUAUUUAAAUCUGUUCCCCAGAUUUCUGUGAUGACCUGAGACUCUCCGUGUCAUAUGAUGACCUCCAUCAUCUCUCUCUCUCUAGCCUGCUCGCUCACUUACUCUUUAUUACAAAGAAAUGUGUAGUUGACAUACAGGAAAUACACAGUAUAUUUUUAAGUUG